Molecule: messenger RNA, 1905 nt
Organism: Phaeoacremonium minimum UCRPA7
Lineage: Eukaryota; Fungi; Ascomycota; Sordariomycetes; Togniniales; Togniniaceae
Product: putative succinyl- ligase alpha-chain protein
Exons: 2
Coding region: 1-1905 (634 amino acids)
Biological process (GO): tricarboxylic acid cycle
Cellular component (GO): succinate-CoA ligase complex (ADP-forming); mitochondrion
Molecular function (GO): succinate-CoA ligase (ADP-forming) activity; succinate-CoA ligase (GDP-forming) activity
Source: RefSeq, a predicted model, not a curated record
AUGACUACGAGGAAGCAAGCAACCGCCAAUGCGCAGGAGUCCAUAGCAUGGGGAACCAAGAUCGUCGGUGGUGUCACGCCCGGCCGCACCAGUGAGCAUCUUGGGCUACCAGUGCUGCCCAGCGUCCGAAAAGCAGUCGAAGAGCUCAAGCCCGAUGCUACGGGUAUCUACGUGGCUGCCCACCAAGCGCCGGCUGCAAUCGAAGAGGCUAUCGAAGCUGAAGUGCCUCUGAUCGUGGCCGUGGCCGAGCAUAUUCCACUGCACGACAUGUUGCGGAUCCACUCGAUCCUCAAAACGCAGUCAGCUUCAAGACUUGUGGGUGCCAACUCGCCAGGGAUCAUAUCUGCAGUUGGCAAGUGCAGAAUCGGCUUCCAGCCGUUGCCCUGCUUCAGCGCCGGACGAGUUGGUAUCAUUGCCAAGUCAGGGACGCUCAGCUACGAGGCCGUGGCGUCAACUACGAGAGCUGGACUCGGUCAGAGCCUCUGCGUUGGCGUCGGUGGAGAUAUACUCCCUGGGACAGACCUGACGGAGGCCCUCUCCGUGCUCGAAAAUGACGAGGACACAGAUGCCAUAGCAUUGAUAGGAGAAAUAGGGGGCAAAGGCGAGAUCGAAGCUGCCGAGUGGAUCAAAGAAUACCACGCACGUACAAAGAAUCCGAAACCAAUUGUGGCGCUGAUUGCCGGUGUGAACGAGGCUCGUGGCCGUAUCAUGGGUCAUGCGGGAGCGUUUACACUAUUCGGAGAACCGGAGGCGAAGGCAAAGAUCGAGGCGCUCAAGGCAGCCGGAGCCACUAUGGUGCACCACCCUGCCAAAUUUGGUGAUGCCUUGAGGGAGAGGUUGCAAGGCAGUGUCGGAGAUUUGGAACGAAUAUCAAAGCGGGCGAAUAGAGUCACGCAACAAAGAGGUUUGCAUACUGCCGCACGUCCAAGCAACAGAUCGAGCCAGAGCCUUUCGAAAACGCCCGGUCUUCAGCAACGAAGGAACAUAUACCUUUCCGAAGACCGCUGCUUUGAUCUUCUUCGCCAAGAAAGCGGUAUAAAUGCCGGACAAUACUCCGGAAAGGGGGAGCGUCGUUAUCUGGCCAUCGGCAUCGAUCGAUCCAGGAGGUCGCCUUGCAUAAUCGCUGCCCCAUCAACUGACCCAGACUCCAUGCAACAACAAGUCCGGAGAUUCCCAUUUGACUAUAGAGCGGGUGUGAAGGGCUUGGAAGUGGAUCGCAUCGCGAGCCAUCUGGGCGUCUCUUGGAGCACGGUGGAGUCUUUACGUGAGGUCAUCAAGGGGCUUGUGUCCCUAUUCUAUGCCAAAGAGGCGUUUCUGCUGGAAACGAAGAUUGUCGAGCGACUGGGAGGUAUCAAGAUAGUGAACGCAAACUUUGGGUUCGACGAUGCGGCGUUUCGCAGUAACAAGCGUCAGGAGGAUAUACAGGCAUUGCGAGAUAGCAAAAGCGAAGACCCUGCGGAGUUGGAGGCCGAGAAGAACGGAAUAGUCUAUAUCAAGCUGGAAGGUGACGGGAAGAUCGGCACUCUUGUCAACGGCGCCGGGCUUGCCAUGAAUACAGUGGAUGCACUGGCAGAGGCUGGCGGACGAGCAGCAAAUUUCCUCGACACAGGCGGCAAGGCGACGAGCGAAACUGUGAAGAAGAGUUUUGAGGUCAUUCUGCAGGAUCCACGCGUCAAUGUUAUCUUCGUGAACAUCUUUGGUGGCCUGACGCUAGGAGAUAUGAUCGCAAGAGGGGUGAUCCUUGCUUUCAAAGAGACCGCAAUCAACGUCCCGGUAGUUGUACGUAUAAGGGGGACGAACGAGGAGGAAGGGCAAAAGAUCAUUGCAGAGAGUGGAUUGCCACUCUUUGCCUUUGAUGACUUUGACGAGGCCGCAGCGAAGGCAAUUGAUUUGUCACAAGGGUGA